Messenger RNA from Erigeron canadensis, 2068 nucleotides. Its product is annotated as pentatricopeptide repeat-containing protein At1g06143. The coding region runs from base 1 to 1971 and encodes 656 amino acids. The record is from RefSeq and is a predicted model, not a curated record. The transcript is spliced from 3 exons. NCBI's taxonomy places the organism in Eukaryota, Viridiplantae, Streptophyta, Magnoliopsida, Asterales, Asteraceae. Gene Ontology annotation, biological process: RNA modification. Gene Ontology annotation, molecular function: RNA binding; protein binding.
AUGCAAGUUCAGGCAAUUUUUGGAGUAGAUUAUGAUGUUGCGGCAAUUGGUGAGUUUGGGGUAUGUGCUAGAACCGUCUAUGUGCCAGAAAUCCUGCCGAACACAUUCUUAAAGGAAAUCCUGCCAAAAGGUGUUCACCAACACUCCUGUAAAAGUGUUAAGUCCCUGGGUGUUGAGCUAGAAUUCCAUAUGGAGAACGAGCAUUGUUGUUUGCAAGGUCUCAAUUAUUUACAUGGACCCACUUCUCAUUCAAGGUUCGAGUGGUCUGGUGUUAAGCUGUCUUUAUCAGGGCUUUGGGAGGGGGGCGUUAGAGGCAUAAGAGCAAGUAUCAAUAAAGAUAACAUAAUUCAACACUUGAAGAAAUGCUCAAACUUGACACAAAUAGAAUGUAUUUACACAUAUAUGGUCAAGAAAGGUUACAAUCAAGAUUGUUUUAUGAUAAACCAGUUUGUGACAGCUUGUUCGACUUUUUACCAGACAGACUAUGCAGUCGAAGCGUUUUCCCAUAUGGAUGAUCCGAAUGUAUUCGUGUAUAAUGCUGUUAUCCGGGCGGGUGUUUGUUGCUUUAAACCUAUCCUAGCUAUUUGGUUUUAUGUAAAAAUGUUGAGGGGUGGUGGAAUUAGUCCUACUAGCUAUACGUUUUCGUCGGUUAUUAAAGGUUGUGCUUUAUUUGGAGAGUCAAGAAUUGGAGAAGCUAUUAAUGGGCAUAUUUGGAAAUUUGGGUUCAAAUCACAUGUGUAUGUUCAGACAGCCUUGAUUGAUUUCUAUUGGCGUUUUGGGAUGAUUUUUGAAUCGAGACAGGUUUUUGAUGAAAUGGUGGAAAGAGAUGUUUUUUCGUGGACUUCAAUGAUUUCGGUUCUUGCAAAAUCAGGAGACUUGGUUUCUGCUAGGGAAUUGUUUGAUAUGAUGCCAGAAAGAAAUUUUGCUUCAUGGAACGCUUUGAUUGAUGCAUAUGCUAGAACUAAAGAUGUCGAGUCUGCAGAGUUUUUGUUUAGUAAGAUGCCUGAGAAAGACUUGAUAUCAUGGACAACUAUGAUUCACUGCUAUUCUCAAAACAAACUUUACCGAGAAGCAUUGGCAACUUUUAAUGACAUGAUGGAAAAUGGUAUUUUUCCGGAUCAAGUGACCUUGGCUACUGCUGUCUCGGCGUGUGCUCAUCUCGGGGCACUUGACAUAGGGAAAAAGAUACAUUUUUAUAUAAAAAACCAUCAUUUUGAUCAUGAUGUGUUUAUUGGGUCUUCACUGGUAGAUAUGUAUGCAAAAUGCGGCAACUUAGAAGAAUCACUGUUGGUGUUCUACAAAUUACCCGAAAAAAAUCUUUUUUGUUGGAAUUCCGUAAUUGAAGGGCUUGCAAUACAUGGGUAUGCCAAUGAAUCACUGAAAAUGUUGAAUAAUAUGGUAAAAGCAAACAUAAAACCAAACGGGGUUACUUUUAUUAGUGUCCUUAGUGCCUGCACGCAUGCCGGAAUGGUUAAAGAGGGACAACAAUGGUUUCUGAGCAUGACUCGUGAUUUUCUUAUUCCUCCUGAAAUCGAGCAUUAUGGGUGUAUGGUAGAUCUGUUGUCCAGAGCUGGUCUUCUAGACGAUGCGAUGCAACUAAUAAAGGACAUGAGAAUGGAACCAAAUGCUGUCAUUUGGGGUGCGUUAUUAGGCGGAUGUAAACUUCAGAAAAAUUUGGAAAUCGCUCAACUUGCUGUUAAUAAGUUGAUGGUUUUGGAACCAGAUAAUAGUGGGUAUUACACACUUUUAAUUAAUAUGUUUGCUGAACAAAAUAGAUGGAGUGAAGUAGGUAGAAUAAGGUCUGCUAUGAAAGAUCUUAGAGUGAUAAAAGAGAGUCCUGGGUCAAGCUGGAUUGAGAUAGAUGGGAGGAUUCAUCAGUUUUCAGCUUCUGACAAGUAUCAUGAAUCUUGUUAUGAAAUUUACUUCCUGCUUGAUAAGUUAUGUAUAGCUGAAUAUGUCGUUGCUCUCUAAUGAUUACCACAUGUAAUCUUGAUUACUAGAGACUCUCUCGAUUUGUUUUUAUUUUAAUUUUCAUUUUCACGUAAAUGAUAGAGAAGUUUUUACUGUA